UUUUUAAAGGCCCACAAGUUUGAGCUUUCACUCCAUUUUCGAGCUUUUCUUUUAAUGCUUUGUUUUCAUUGGGAUGUAUGGUUAUUCUCAGUAUUACAGGCUGUCUUUAGUGUUUCCUUGGCUAAGCAGAGGCAUGAAUUUAGAAUGGCAGCUGUAAUAAUUGAACUCACUAAAGAAAAAUCAAUACAAAUCUCAAAUUUCCUCAACCUUUCACUUUCCUCCCUGUGUCUCUGCCAGCCCCCUGAUCUCCCCUCACUUCAAGGCUGAGUUUGCCAUCCGCCACAAGACACAGGCUGGGUUUCAUAGAGAGACUUUUCUUCCUUGUCUUUUGACCGCCCUGCCAUUUCUGACAGGAUUUUCCUCAUUUUUGAGGCCUCCUCCUGGGAAUCCCUCCCUUCAGAGAAGCUGCUCUUCAGAAAAGGGAUUUUUGAGUCUCCACAGAGAUUUUCUCAAUCUUCACAAGAUCACAGACAGUUCUUAAGAGGUUAAAAAGAUGGAAAAUCUAGAAACUGAUGCUUGCUGGAGAUGCCACUUCCUUUCUAGAUAGGCAAUCUUAGAGGGAACCUUUCCUUCAAAUUUAAUGCCCAUCAACCCAGAUACGUGUGGAACAUGACGUCCGGAGCCCUUGCAGGACCUUCUCGCAAUGCACACAGGAUCCUCUAGGGGGCGCCCUCGAAGAGCGGUGCAGCUCCCUCCCUCCCUCCGUCGCUUACGAGAGAACUGAGCAUGCGCCGGUCUCUUUCCCAAGUCGAGAGGGGUGCGAGACUGCCGAGGCUUGAAAGGUUCUCCAGUGCCCGGAGGAGCCUUUCAGGGAAGGGAAGAGGCUGCAGGGAAGACUUGGACUUGGAGGUACAGACAUACAUCAAAAAAAAAAUUCUGGUUCUUCGGGAAUCUUACAAAUCUUCUCUGGGAAGAGAGAGCUGAAUGGCCUUGGAAAAUUUGGCCAGACCUCUUGUGAAUAGAAAGACCAACGGAGACCCGUGGGUGCAUUUUGGAGCUUUUUUAGAGACCAGAGAGAAGAUGGAGGGACAACACCCAGCAGAUACAGAAGUUAGAAAAGGCCCUCCAGCUGCUCAGCCUUGGAGCUGUGGGAAGAAUGGGGCAAGUCCUGGGCAGAAGAGCCACGAAGAGGCAUCCAAUGGUCUCAGUUCAGAGAUCCAAUGCUGUCACUUCACAAAAGUGCAGUUUAAGGAGGGGAGCCGUCCCCGAGAUGUUUGCACUCAGCUUCACUACCUUUGUCGUCAGUGGCUGCAACCAGAAAAACACACCAAGGCUCAGAUGCUGGACCUGGUGCUCCUGCAACAAUUCCUGGCUGUUCUUCCCCCAGAGAUGGCGAAAUGGGUGCGGGAGUGUGGAGCAGAGACCAGUUCCCAGGCGGUGUCCCUGGCUGAAGGCUUCUUCCUGACUCAGGAGGAGGAAAACAUGCAGGAAGAGUUGCAGAAAUGCACGGAAGCUGUGACUGAAUAUCCCAAGAACAGGAAAAAUUCAUUCAAAUGUUCUCAAGAGCUGCUGUUCAUGGAGACCUUACACAAAGAUCAAACUCAGGACACCACUCCAGAGAGUAGAAAGCUGUCCUUGGAGUUUUUAGAAUCACCUCUUUCUGAUGAAGUUGAAGGAUUAGCUGAACCGCUACUUCAGGAUGUUGUGUCUUUUGAGGAAGUGGCCGUGUAUUUCUCCAAGGAGGAGUGGUCUCAACUGGAUGCUGACCAAAGAGAACUCCACAGAGAAGUCAUGCUGGAGAAUUCCAGGAAUCUGGCUUACCUGGGCUGUAAUAGAGAAGACAAUAAGAAUUGCAAGGAGGAACGCCAAGCGAUCCAUUCAAAAGGGAGGAAAAGGAAAUUUGUAGAUCAGAUGAAACCAAAGAGUGAUGAAACAAAGCAAUCACAAAGUGGAGUUAAGAAAGGCCUUCCUCAGAAAUGCACGGAAGCUGUGACUGAAUAUCCCAAGAACAGGAAAAAUUCAUUCAAAUGUUCUCAAGAGCUGCUGUUCAUGGAGACCUUACACAAAGAUCAAACUCAGGACACCACUCCAGAGAGUAGAAAGCUGUCCUUGGAGUUUUUAGAAUCACCUCUUUCUGAUGAAGUUGAAGGAUUAGCUGAACCGCUACUUCAGGAUGUUGUGUCUUUUGAGGAAGUGGCCGUGUAUUUCUCCAAGGAGGAGUGGUCUCAACUGGAUGCUAACCAAAGAGAACUCCACAGAGAAGUCAUGCUGGAGAAUUCCAGGAAUCUGGCUUACCUGGGCUGUAAUAGAGAAGACAAUAAGAAUUGCAAGGAGGAACGCCAAGCGAUCCAUUCAAAAGGGAGGAAAAGGAAAUUUGUAGAUCAGAUGAAACCAAAGAGUGAUGAAACAAAGCAAUCACAAAGUGGAGUUAAGAAAGGCCUUCCUCAGGUCAGUUGGCUUCCUAACCAUACAGUGAUCAAUAAGAGAGAAAGACCAUAUAAAUCCAUGGAGUGUACAAAGAGGUUCAAUAUAUCCGAUAAUCUCUUUUCUCAUGAAAAUACACAUUCAGAAGGGAAACGAUUUACCUGCAUGGAGUGUGGAAAGUCCUUUAAUCGUAGCAGUCAUCUUAAUUCCCACCAGAGGAUCCACAAAGGAGAACGAACAUAUAAAUGUAUGGAGUGUGGAAAGACCUUUACUUGUAACAGUAAUCUUUAUUACCACAAGAAGAUCCACGCAGGAGAGAAGCCUUAUAAAUGCAUGGAUUGUGGAAAGGCCUUUUAUUUAAGCAGUCAUCUUAAUUCCCACAAGAGGAUCCACAAAAGAGAACAAGCGUAUAAAUGCAUGGAGUGUGGAAAGACCUUCUGUUAUUCUGAGUCCCUUAUAAUCCAUCAAAGGAUCCACACAGGAGAAAGACCUUAUAAAUGCAUGGAGUGUGGAAAGGGAUUUACUUUAAGCAAGCACCUUAAAUCCCACAAGAGGAUCCACACAGGAGAAAGACCUUAUAAAUGCAUGGAGUGUGGAAAGACCUUUACUUGUAGCAGCAGUCUUAAUUCCCACAAGAGGAUCCACACAGGAGAGAGACCUUAUAAAUGUAGUGAGUGUGGAAAGACAUUUAAUCGUAGCGGUAACCUUGAUACCCACAAGAGGAUCCACACAGGAGAAAGACCUUAUAAAUGCAUGGAGUGUGGAAAGAGCUUUACUUGUAGUGGUCAUCUUCAUCGCCACAAGAGGAGCCACACAAGAUAUAAGUCAAAUAAAGGUUUGCAGUGUGGAGAGGGCUUUUUAAAGACCAACGGAGACCCGUGGGUGCAUUUUGGAGCUUUUUUAGAGACCAGAGAGAAGAUGGAGGGACAACACCCAGCAGAUACAGAAGUUAGAAAAGGCCCUCCAGCUGCUCAGCCUUGGAGCUGUGGGAAGAAUGGGGCAAGUCCUGGGCAGAAGAGCCACGAAGAGGCAUCCAACACUUCAGGGGUCCAAUGCUGUCACUUCAUAAAAGUGCAGUUUCAGGAGGGGAGCCGUCCCCGAGAUGUUUGCACUCAGCUUCACUACCUUUGUCGUCAGUGGCUGCAACCAGAAAAACACACCAAGGCUCAGAUGCUGGACCUGGUGCUCCUGGAACAAUUCCUGGCUGUCCUUCCCCCAGAGAUGGCAAAAUGGGUGCGGGAGUGUGGAGCAGAGACCAGUUCCCAGGCGGUGUCCCUGGCUGAAGGCUUCUUGCUGACUCAGGAGGAGGAAAACAUGCAGGAAGAGUUGCAGAAAUGCACGGAAGCUGUGACUGAGUAUCCCAAGAACAGGAAAAAUUCAUUCAAAUGUUCUCAAGAGCUGCUGUUCAUGGAGACCUUACACAAAGAUCAAACUCAGGACACCACUCCAGAGAGUAGAAAGCUGUCCUUGGAGUUUUUAGAAUCACCUCUUUCUGAUGAAGUUGAAGGAUUAGCUGAACCGCUACUUCAGGAUGUUGUGUCUUUUGAGGAAGUGGCCGUGUAUUUCUCCAAGGAGGAGUGGUCUCAACUGGAUGCUGACCAAAGAGAACUCCACAGAGAAGUCAUGCUGGAGAAUUCCAGGAAUCUGGCUUACCUGGGCUGUAAUAGAGAAGACAAUAAGAAUUGCAAGGAGGAACGCCAAGCGAUCCAUUCAAAAGGGAGGAAAAGGAAAUUUGUAGAUCAGAUGAAACCAAAGAGUGAUGAAACAAAGCAAUCACAAAGUGGAGUUAAGAAAGGCCUUCCUCAGGUCAGUUGGCUUCCUAACCAUACAGUGAUCAAUAAGAGAGAAAGACCAUAUAAAUCCAUGGAGUGUACAAAGAGGUUCAAUAUAUCCGAUAAUCUCUUUUCUCAUGAAAAUACACAUUCAGAAGGGAAACGAUUUACCUGCAUGGAGUGUGGAAAGUCCUUUAAUCGUAGCAGUCAUCUUAAUUCCCACCAGCGGAUCCACAAAGGAGAACGAACGUAUAAAUGCAUUGAGUGUGGAAAGAGCUUCUGUUAUUCUGAGUCCCUUAUAAUCCAUCAAAGGAUCCACACAGGAGAAAGACCUUAUAAAUGCAUUGAGUGUGGAAAGACCUUUACUUGUAGCAGUAAUCUUUAUUACCACAAGAAGAUCCACGCAGGAGAGAAGCCUUAUAAAUGCAUGGAUUGCGGAAAGGCCUUUUAUUUAAGCAGUCAUCUUAAUUCCCACAAGAGGAUCCACAAAAGAGAACAAGCGUAUAAAUGCAUGGAGUGUGGAAAGACCUUCUGUUAUUCUGAGUCCCUUAUAAUCCAUCAAAGGAUCCACACAGGAGAAAGACCUUAUAAAUGCAUGGAGUGUGGAAAGGGAUUUACUUUAAGCAAGCACCUUAAAUCCCACAAGAGGAUCCACACAGGAGAAAGACCUUAUAAAUGUAGUGAGUGUGGAAAGACCUUUACUUGUACCAGCAGUCUUAAUUCCCACAAGAGGAUCCACACAGGAGAGAGACCUUAUAAAUGUAGUGAGUGUGGAAAGACAUUUACUCGUAGCGGUAACCUUGAUACCCACAAGAGGAUCCACAUAGGAGAAAGACCUUUUAAUUGCAUGGAGUGUGGAAAGACCUUUACUGCUAUGAGUAGACUUAAUUCCCACAAGAGGAUCCACAAAAGAGAACAAACGUAUAAAUGCAUUGAGUGUGGAAAGAGCUUCUGUUAUUCUGAGUCCCUUAUAAUCCAUCAAAGGAUCCACACAGGAGAGAGACCUUAUGAAUGCAUUGAGUGUGGAAAGACCUUUACUGCUAUGAGUAGACUUAAUUCCCACAAGAGGAUCCACAAAAGGGAACAAACGUAUAAAUGCAUUGAGUGUGGAAAGAGCUUCUGUUAUUCUGAGUCCCUUAUAAUCCAUCAAAGGAUCCACACAGGAGAAAGACCUUAUGAAUGCAUUGAGUGUGGAAAGACCUUUACUGCUAUGAGUAGACUUAAUUCCCACAAGAGGAUCCACAAAAGAGAACAAACGUAUAAAUGCAUUGAGUGUGGAAAGAGCUUCUGUUAUUCUGAGUCCCUUAUAAUCCAUCAAAGGAUCCACACAGGAGAGAGACCUUAUGAAUGCAUUGAGUGUGGAAAGACCUUUAGUGCUAUGAGUAGACUUAAUUCCCACAAGAGGAUCCACAAAAGAGAACAAACGUAUAAAUGCAUUGAGUGUGGAAAGACCUUCUGUUAUUCUGAGUCCCUUAUAAUCCAUCAAAGGAUCCACACAGGAGAAAGACCUUAUAAAUGCAUGGAAUGUGGAAAGGGAUUUACUUGUAACAAUAAUCUUUAUCACCACAAGAAGAUCCACGCAGGAGAGAAGCCUUAUAAAUGUAGUGAGUGUGGAAAGAGCUUUACUUGUAGCAGUCAUCUUCAUCGCCACAAGAGGAGCCACACAGGAGAAAGACCUUAUAAAUGUACUGAGUGUGGAAAGACAUUUACUUGUAGCGGUAACCUUGAUUCCCACAAGAGGAGCCACACAGGAGAAAGACCUUAUAAAUGCAUGGAGUGUGGAAAGAGCUUUACUUGUAGCAGUCAUCUUCAUCGCCACAAGAGGAGCCACACAGGAGAAAGACCUUAUAAAUGCAUGGAGUGUGGAAAGAGCUUUACUUAUAGCAGUCAUCUUCAUCGCCACAAGAGGAUCCACACAAGAUAUAAGUCAAAUAAAGGUUUGCAGUGUGGAGAGGGCUUUUUGUGAGCUUCUUUUUUCUCCAAGUAGUUCUCGUCAUAUGACUGCAAUUGAGGCCAAAAUUUCUGUUGCUAAGCGAGACAGUUAUUGCGUUUUGUGCCAUUUGAUGACUUUUCUUGCCACAUUUGUUAAAUGACUCACAAUAGUUGUUAAGUUAGUAAUACUGUUAUGAAAUGAAUCUGGCUUCCCCAUUGGAUUUGCUUGUUAGAAGCUCACAAAAGGUGAUCACAUGAUCCAGGGACUCUGCAAAUAUCAUAAAUCUGUUGCCAAGCAUCUGACGUUUGAUCAGGUGACCUUGGGGAUUUUGCAAAAGUGUGAAAAAUGGUCAUAAGUCACUUUUUUCCAUGCUGCUGUAACUUUGAACAAUCACUAAAUGAACUGUAGUAAAUCGACGACUAGUUAUAGUUGUCUAAAAUCUCAUACAAGUACCAUUUGAGUAAUUUAAUUUUUAAGUCCUUUUAUAGUCAUUUUUUGAGUGUAUUGUGAGCCGCCCUGGGUCUUCGGAGAGAGGCGGCAUAUAAAUUGAAUAAAUGAAAUAAAAAUGAAUAAAUAAUUCAAAUAAAUUGUUUACCUUCUUA
Pantherophis guttatus is the source of this 6671-nucleotide messenger RNA. The record is from RefSeq and is a predicted model, not a curated record. Lineage: Eukaryota; Metazoa; Chordata; Lepidosauria; Squamata; Colubridae.